CGCAUCGAGAGGCCAAUUAAUUCUAGCGCUGUCGCAAUAGCUACGCCACACUCGCAUCAGUAUUUUUUGGCGCUGAACUGCCAAGCCAAGGAAAACCGCGCCCGAGCUGCAACCGGGCCGUGUAGUAAAAAGCGUCACAUCUUUUGGUGAUGCGGCAGCCGUAGACAUCGGUCCCAAAUCCGCUGCGUGAUCCGCGCCAGUGCUCGCACGGAGCCGCGCCCAUCGCCACGCAGCACGCGUCGCUCGACAAAACUCAGAGCCGACCAUGGAGGACGUCCACUGGCUCGUCCCGACGCUGGCGGCCACGAGCUGCUGGGCCCUCUCCGACGUCUGCUGCGACUAUGCCAUCGCCGGCGGCGACGACGACGACGCGCCACCACCCCCGGACGAUAAAGAAAGACGCUCGCCCCAGAUGUCGACGAGAGAGGCCGACAAAGGCGACGAGCAACUCACGCCCGAGCAGAACGCCGUCGUUUCCGCGUCAGUAGCGGCCGCCGCCGGUAGCGCUCUCUUCAUGUAUCAGCUCAAAAGCAAGGGCGCAACGCAGACCUUUGAUCGCGACACGGCCGUCGCCAUGGCCGCGGGCGCCGUGCACUUUUGCGCGUACGCCGUGGAGCUCCGAGCAUUUCGGACGGCUUCCUCGACGGUCAUCACGCCACUCUUACAGCUAAGCGCGGUCUGGAUGACAUUAGUACGAGUCAUCCAGCCCGUGGCCGCAGUGAUGGUCUCAUCAGCAGGUGGUUCCAUGGAUGAAGUAAUGCCUACUGAUUUCUACGUCGCGACGGCGGCGAUGCACCCGUUCCAUUUCGCCGCGAUCUUUUUGAUCUUCGUCGGUGGCUUUUUGCCGGCGGCCAAAGGUGACGUGCGGAAGUUCGGGACCUGUUCGUUCUACAAACAGGAGGCCGUCGCGUGCUGCGUCAUCGGCGAGCUGUUGAUAUGUGUCUACAACGCGUUAUUACAUGCUUGUACGUUCAAGAGGGAGGACCAGGCAGCUUCUGUCCUACGCUUCUUCGUCGCGUCGCGGGCGGGCAACGCGCUGGGUUGCCUGGUAGCUAUACUGUUCAUACCGUCCUUCUCCCACAUCCGACGGGUGCGACGGUGUGGGAGGCGCUACGUGCUGAUCGCGUUUUUGGGAGAGUGUCUAUCGGUGAUCGGCGUGGCCGUGGUGAUGUUGAGCUACGCUUCUUUUCACGAGCCGGCGGUCGUCAAUGCGGCCGAGGGCGGCGUGCAGCAGCUCCUCAACUUAUUAUUUGCCGUAUCACUACGCGCAUUCUGCGGCUUCGGGCGGGCCGUGACGGACGUGUGGACGAAGUUGGUGAGUUUCGCGCUCAUCGCGGCGGGGCUCGCGUUGAGCGCCGUGUCAUAAAUGUGUCAUCAGUCUUACUCAGAGGGGGGAGCCACUA
Messenger RNA from Pelagomonas calceolata, 1403 nucleotides. The record is from the annotation of a GenBank genome assembly. Lineage: Eukaryota; Pelagophyceae; Pelagomonadales; Pelagomonadaceae.